Molecule: messenger RNA, 6270 nt
Organism: Candidula unifasciata
Lineage: Eukaryota; Metazoa; Mollusca; Gastropoda; Stylommatophora; Geomitridae
Source: the annotation of a GenBank genome assembly
AUGCAUUAUAAGAAACAGAUUAUCAGGGCUGGAGGCAAUAUCAGUCCAUCACAUAAUGCUCAGACUCCAGCAGUUGCUGAAUGUGUUGAUAUCAGUCGAUCACUGACUGACCAGUUAUCCAAAGCCAAAAGCAGUGAUAAAUAUUCCCUAAAUGGAGAUGGGAAAUUCAAACCUGAAGCCGGGGAAAUUAUGGAGAAAACAUCAUCCCCAUCAUCGUCCAGCAAGCUGUCUUCGUAUAACCCUGCGGAAAUUGAACGAUCAGAAGGUAACUCCUUCAGUAAAAUCCGUGAGGUGAAAGAGGAUAGGCAGAGUGCAUUUACCUGUGUUCAGCCGAGUGUAGCCAGAAGCAACCCAGCAACACCUGCAGCAUUAGAUCGCACAGACUCCAGAGCUAGUGAUGGCCAGUUGUCUGUGCAUAUAUCUGACGAGAAGUUCGCUGGGUCACGCUGUGAUGAAGUACGCUCUAUCAGAAGCAGCCCUAGGACAAGCCCUUUGGUUAGUGACCGACAUGAAGCAGUCAAUCCGUAUAGGGAUCCGGAGCUGAUGCGCAAAAAUCCGGUGCAAAGUAGUGUUCAAAACAUGCUUGCUGUCCAGCAUAAGAUUAACCAGUCUGCUUUUCCUUCAGUGCAUGCCCCUAUUCCAGGAGCAACAGCAUCCUCAUCUCAAGCCCCAGUGACAUUUGCAGGUGUCCAGACUCUUCCUGCAGGCAGUCUGCUCAGCACAUUGCCAUAUACAACUGCCCAUCAACUUCCGCCAUCGCUGUCUCACCAUCUUACUCUCCCGCAUGGAUAUUCUAUGGAUGCAGUUGUCAGGGCACAACAUAUGGCAGCCAUGCAGCAGCAACAUUUGAUGGGAUUAGCAAUGGGGCCUGCAAACACAGUGGCCUCACUGGAAGCAUUGUGGCAUCACAAAUUCCCGACCACUCCGUUCCCAACGCCAUACAUGCUGCAGAAGAACCAAGACCUCAUCUUGACUCCAGAGUUAGCAGCAGCACUACACAGAGAACAUUUUCAUCUUCAGCUGGAUCAUGAAAGAAGAGAGCUGGAAAGAAUCGAAAUUGAGCGCAGAGAAAGAUUAGAGCAAGAGCUGAGAGAAAAAGAAAGGAAAGAAAUUCUGGAAAGAGAACGGCAAGAGAAAGAGAAGGCCGAACGAGAUAAGAUAGAGAGAGAAAGGUUAGAGCGAGAACUGCUGGAAAAAGAACGGGAGCGGCAGAAGUGGGAGCUUCAGCAGAAUCAAGAGCGUGUUCUGGAUACGGAAGCUGCUGUUGACCAGCACUUUGCUGAGUCAUUGACCAGACUUGCUAGUCAACAGAGAAUCAGCAUGUUCCCAAACAUCACCGGUGGUUCCGGAAGAGGCUUGGUCCCCAAAACGGAGCCACAUCAUGGUCUUUCUUCUCAUGGGAUACCUUACGAGAAGAUGUUUGAGCACAGGACAGACAACCAAAUCAAAAAGGAAGUUGAACUUGCAGAUGAGAAGCGAUACAUAAAACCAGACUGUGAGAAGGGUUCGGUGUUUCCAGGCUAUGCGUAUGGUCCCGGUGGUUACCACCCUGGCUCAGGUAUGCCACAGCCUGGUCAGAAACCAUUUUUUAAUUUAUAUGGCUAUCCAUCCUCACACUCCACAAUCACUCCAGAGCAGCUCAAACAGAGGGGUCUCAAUCCAGAACUGAAGCAAGCCAAGGAGGAGUUGGCUGAGAAGAAACAUUCAUAUUCUUCUGUCAGUUCCCACACAGCCACUCCUGUUAAUUUAAAUCAAGUCUAUUCUUCAAUGGAUAUUAAGCGGGAGCCGCACAACUCUGUAAUUGUUAAGAGAGAUAUCAAGUUGAAGAUGGAGAACCCGGUGGCAGCACACUCUCAUCACAGCUCAUCCUCCUCCUCAUCGCCAAGGCCACAGCAACCCAGACCAGCACACACUCCAGAGCAUCAUCGGCCAGACAGGCCUCUGGCUUCUUCCACUAGUCCUGCAUUAGGCAGACAUCCUCACCAACUCCAUCAUUCCAGUCCAGUACCUGCUGAUGCCAGCCAUCCACCACCAUCUAACAACGUGCCAUCAUUUCGUUCAAUUGAGGCUCAUCCACCCACCAGAUCUCAGAGUCCCUACAAGCCGGCAGCUAGUCAGUUACAGUCCCAGCCACUGAACUUUUGUAAAACCUCUGGUGCUAACAAAUUACAUGAGCAGCAGCAGCACCCUUCCCAUGUGCACUCGGGAUUUCCAUCUGUGGCCCAGCUACCUGUCUCAGUUCCAAGUUCUGCAUCAUACAGCUUCAGCCUCAUUCAGCAGGGUUUAGUCCCAAACCCCAUUUACAGCCACAUUGGCUCUUCUCACCCUCCUGGUGUAUCUCCUCAGAUUAGCCAGGUUUCUAUAGCUGGGCAAUCCUCAAAUUCAGUAAUGGACUCCACACGUGUACAGCUUAGUCCACCUGGGAGCAAGAGAAAAACUGGCAGCAAAGAUAUUAGUUCUUACAGCAGGAAAAAGCCAAAAGGACAUCCUGAAGUGUCUGUGGCAGGUCACCCUAUGUCCAUUCCAGAGACUACACCGCAGGUCUUCACAAAUUCAUCACCUUACACCACCACUACCAUAAGUGGCGCUGGCUUAUUAACUAAACCUGGAAUUAAUUCAGUUAGGUCGUCGUCAUCCCCAUCGUCAGUAGGCACCAGUCAUUCACAAAUAAAUUCAGGCUUCAUGGACAGUUUUAAGUCGUUUGUAGAAAACACAGUUCAGAAUGCAUUCCUCCAAGAUGAGAAGAAGGCACAGGAGACCGCUGAGAGGGAGAGGAUGUCUGCUCUGUCGCUUUCUCCUGGUAUCAAGAGCGAGUUAAAUUCUCACGAAAGAAAACCUGACAGUAGUGUGCAGCCCGUGAAUGGUGGUUCCCAGUUGACAGCCUCGCCAGCCACAGACCCAGAUGUGCCUCAACCUAGUACAGUUGACUCGUACAACAGUCGCAUUAUGGACACAAUCAACAGGGUGGCAAACAACCAGGCUGACACCGACUCGGACACACUCAGUGCCUCCAGCCCUCCACCUCAUAUAAAACCCUCAGAUACGAACUCCCCUCUCAGCAGAAGUGGUAAUGGUUCAGGUUCCAGCCACCCUCAUCACAUGAAAAAGGCUUGGCUUCAAAGGCAUGAUGAGGAUAAGAAGUCUGAAACACCUGUAUCAACACAGUGUGACGAAGAUUCAAACUCUAGCCUCAGCCAUAGCAGGGAUACAAUUAGCUGUGUGGAGAACCCUUCUGUUCCGCUACCAGACUGUGGGCAGAGCAGCAGUUCAUCACCAGCGGAUGUUGUGGUGACCUUGUCGAAUGGUAACAUUAAUGAUCUCAGUCAACACAGUGAUGAAUCUACCUCAUCGGCGUCUGAGUCUGAAAUGCAGAGUUCAUCCAAAACACAGAAAAGGACACUGUCGCAUAGGUCAGGAAGUGGAUCUUCUAAGAAGGUCAGAUCAUCAGAUGUAGAUAAAGAGGAGACCUCCCCUUCUCGCCCCCUCACCCCCAGCAGUAACAGUAGCAACAGCAAUAGCAGUUUCCAGAAGAAAGCCAGCAGCAGCAAGCGAGGCAAGACAGACAAGGAGAGCAAGUCAAAGGAGAAGAACACUAAGAUGUCAGCUUCAGCAACUGCAUCAUCUUCAUCACCACAUUCAGAGCACUCAAACCCAUCCCCAGCACUGUCAGAGAGCAACACAGCAAACAUGUCACCAGCUUCCUCCACAUCAUCCAGCAGUAACACACAUACAACAAUGCCAAAACUAAACAGCAGCAGUAAGGACAAGAAGAAAUCUGAACAUGGGAAGGAGCAUUCAAGGGACAGCAAAAAAAGCUCUUCCUUCAACAAGCCCCUAGUGAAAAUGACUGUGUCAAUACUGAAGAGGACAAUGAUGCCCUUUAUCCAAGAUGGAUCUUGCAGUGAAAUUACUCCAAAGCUGAACAAAUGCAGAGAGUGUAAAAUGACUCCCAUCCAGCGUAGCAAGAAGCAGCCCAAUAUCUUUUGUAGAUUUUAUGCAUUUCGAAGGUUGAAAUACAAUUCUCGAGGAAUCGUUACCAUCCACGGAUUUUCAGAACUCUCGGAUGCUGAUCCAGAUGAUAUAGAACCUUGGCUUCCUCGAUAUCCAGUGGAAGAGCCAGAACUUGAUGUUGAAAACUCCAAGUUCAUUAUUGCCAAAGUUGGAGACAAGUUCUGUGAGCUGGUGGAGCAAGAAAAAGAGGCCAAGUCUUGGGCAGGAGAUAAUGUGAAUAUUGUCUGGAAACGAGCUGUUGUCGGAGUCCGAGAAAUGUGUGAUGUCUGUGACACCACAUUAUUCAACAUGCACUGGGUGUGUCAUAAAUGUGGAUUUGUUGUCUGCCUCGAUUGCUAUGAAGUCCGCAUAAAAGAAAGCAAAAAGGGCUGUAGCGACGAUAAAUGGCUGACAUGUAGCUCAAACAGGCAAGCCCAUAAAGCCAGUGAGAUGAUGCUGACACAGAUCAUUCCUAGUGACGCUCUAUGGGAACUUGGGAGGCUGAUUCAUGACAUCCGCAUGAAGUGGUCUAUCCCCUCCAACUGUCCAUGUGGCGGAAGUAAUGUGGAAAAUAAAGUUGUGACCAAAAAUGGAAUAAACCAGUUGGUGAAUGCUGUGAGCACUCGCAAAAUUCCUAAUGGCUACGGCUCAGAAGAACAUGGUGGGAAAAAUGUGAAGUCUAAAAAGCAUCAGGACUCGGACCCAUUGAAGAAUUUGGAUGCAUACAAUCCCGAUAAUGCAUCAUCUCCCUUGAGCAUCCUGGCUGAAGUUGCUUCGAUGGAGCCAGAUUCCAAUAGGGACAAGUCAAACGUCAAGAGGAAAGCAGACAAGUCCUUGGUCCCAGAAGAAGAGCUCCUAGAAGAGUCUGACAAGAAAUCUGGUUGUUCAACAUUACGAGAGUUACUGACAAAAACGGCAGGAAAGCCUAAAGGUACAAAUGAUAAGAGAUCAAAGAAGAGCAGUGGGCUGAGCACACUUGACAACAUCAUCCAGUCAGUUGUGGAGAAGAGCUGCUCAGAUGGUGGUGCUCCAUUCAAGUUUCUCCAUUACACACCUCGACUGGGUGGGUGGAAGCGGGAGCUGCCCAUUAUGGUGCACAACCUGACAGAAACCAGUGUUCUCUACCCGGACGUCCCCCAUUCCUGGCUGUGUGAUGGCCGUCUCCUUCGAUUGCAUGAUGGUCACCAUAAGGGAAACUUGCAGAUCUUCCAAGAGCAGUGGAAGAGAGGACAGCCAGUGUUGGUGUCAUGUGCCAAUAAAAAGAUGAACAUCAACAUCUGGAAACCAGAGGUGUUUACCAAGGAAUUUGGUCACAUCGAAAACGAAGUGGUCAACUGUCGGACUGGCGAUGUUAUCAUUGGCCACACCAUGGGUGACUUCUGGGGUGGAUUUGAGAAUCUAGCAAAUCGACCAAUAGACAGCAAAGGUCACCCAAUGUUGCUGAAGCUGAAAGACUGGCCACCCGGUGAUGACUUCAGUGAGUUGCUGCCAUCGAGAUUCCAUGAUUUGAUGAAUGCGCUGCCACUACCUGAAUACACACAGAGAAAUGGGAAGCUGAACCUUGCCUCGCGCCUCCCUGACUUUCUUGUCCGUCCCGAUCUAGGACCUAAAAUGUACAAUGCCUACGGAUCUUCUCAGUUUCCACAAGAAGGCACAACAAACCUGCAUUUGGACAUUUCUGAUGCUGUCAAUGUCAUGGUCUAUGUUGGCAUCCCCUCAGAUGGACCCGGAGGUCGAACAGCUCAGGAGGAAGCUGCUGUAAAAGCUAUAGAUGAUGCUGGGUGUGACAGCAUCACUAAGAGAAGAGUCCGAGAAGUACAUGAGAUCCCUGGAGCCUUGUGGCACAUUUAUGAUGCUCAUGAUGCGGAUAAAAUCAGAGACUUUCUCAAUAAGGUUGCGAAGGAGCGUGGUGAGAGUAUAGAGAAAGAUCAUGAUGCAAUUCAUGAUCAGAGCUGGUACCUGGACAAAGAGCUGUGUGACAGACUGCUCAAGGAAUAUGGUGUUCAAGGCUACACAAUUGUCCAGUGUUUGGGAGAUGCUAUAUUUAUUCCUGCCGGGGCACCCCAUCAGGUGCGCAACUUGCACAGCUGUAUCAAGGUAGCAGAAGACUUUGUUUCUCCGGAGCACCUGAAUCAUUGCUUCCGUCUAACACAGGAGUUUCGACAGUUGUCUGAGACGCACACAAAUCAUGAGGAUAAGUUACAGGUGAAGAACAUCAUCUACCAUGCAGUGAAAGAUGCUAUUGCAGUUCUGAGAGAGCAUAGCCCUGAUGAUGAAUAG